AUGGCUGAUGAAGAACCUGAAGAUGAGGAUGCGUUUGAUGUGAAGAACUUGAUGAAUAAAUUCAAGCACAUUGGUGAAACUUCAGCUACCACUGCCAUUAGCGAAGAGCAACGCGCUGAACUGGAAGCAAUAAAAUCUCAAGCAGCAAAGCAGGCACAUAACAUCAAACAGCGCUUUGAACAAGGAAUUGAUGACGAAGCGGAUAUGGCCGAAGAAAAACGACGGCAAAUGCAGGAAGAAUUUGAGCGGCUUAAGAAAGAACGAGAAGAAGCUCAAAAGAGGCUAGAAGAGGAAAGAGCUUUGGAAUUGCAACAACAGCACGAGAUUGAGAAGGAGGAUGUUGCUAUCAAGGCUGAUCACGCAUCGAAAAUGGCAGCAAAAUGGGAGAAACUCCAAGCGAAAGAGGCCAAAAAGGCAGAGAAGAGCCGAAUGCCAGAAAAGAAGACGACUGCGGUAGGAGCACAUUAACA
Molecule: messenger RNA, 470 nt
Organism: Strongylus vulgaris
Lineage: Eukaryota; Metazoa; Nematoda; Chromadorea; Rhabditida; Strongylidae
Source: the annotation of a GenBank genome assembly